AUGGCGAGGGAUGUUAUCUUAGCGGAUACCGCACCAAAGUUCGAAAUCAAGGAAGAUCAGAAAGAACGCGAAGGCUUUAAGCCCCGAGACUAUCAGGUAUUUAAACACCACAACGUAUAAAGGUCUUCUUUUCAGCUGGAAUUGUUAGAAUUUGCUCAGGAUAACAAUUGCAUAAUUUCAUUGGGCACCGGAUUUGGUAAGACUUAUAUUGCUGUUCUCCUGAUCAAGGCUUAUGCCUCCGAAUUUCAAAUCGAAAGGAAUGGACGCAAGAAACGGGCCUUCUUUGUUGUUGAUAAUGGUAGGAGAGCUUAUUUUAACGGUUAAAGUGGUAUUAAUGUUUUAGUUAUUCUUGCUCAACAGCAAGAAGAACAUUUAAGGUGUCAUUUGAAUAUGAAUGUUCUUUUGCUUCAUGGGAAUAUCAGUAAGAUGCAGCACUAUCGACAAGACCUCACAAUUUUUGAGAAGGACUGGAGUGAAAAUGAGGUAACUCUUAACAUCGACAGCAUUUUGUUUCUUUAGGUGUUUGUGAUUACGGCCCAACUCCUGAACGAGUUGAUUGAUGCAGCAUACGUUAGAAUGUCCGAUAUUGCUCUACUAAUCUUGGAUGAAUGUCAUCACGUAAUCGGCGAGAGACACCCUUAUAGGGAGAUCAUGAAGUCUUACAAUAGAGUUGAGGGUGGGUUGUAAAGAUUGUUUAAUUUUUGUUUUAGGAGAAAAGCCACGCAUAAUGGGGCUCACUGCAAGCGUAAUUGAUGGGGAGAUUCCGUUGAGGAAGGUGGAAAACUUCAUAAACGCGGUAGAAGGCUUGCUUUGCAGUCGUUUAAAAACGGCCAGUGAUGUCGGAAAGGUUAUACUAGAAUAAUUAUAAUAGAAACUUGUUGUUUAGUUAUCAAAAUACGGCACUCGACCUCGCGAGAUCAUUUUUUGUUAUAAGGAACAGCCUGUUCAGCUCGAAAAUGUUAAAGCGAUCUUAGAACAUGCCCUGGAAGCAUCUUUCAAUUGUUGGAGAUACGAUGAAUAUUCAGAUAUUCAGAACGCAACAAAAGAAGCCUUUAACCGAACGUCGGAUGUACUGAAACAACUCGGUCCUUUUUGUUGUUAUAACAUCUGUCAGAUGUAUUCGAAGCAGUUUCAGAAUAUGCUGAAUCUGGAAUCUUUUAAUGACGAAAGAAAAAGGUUUCUUUGUUAUGCGAAGACAAUCCUUAUGAAAUGUAUGUGGCAGCUGAGUAAGAUGGUAAGACAAAUAUUGUUUCGAAAACCUUUUAUUCAGAAAAGAUUUCCAAAAUCGGAAGUUGAUCUUCUUACUGUAACCACUGCGCGGGUAUCCCGACUUAUUGAUGUUCUCCAUGAGUUUUAUGAGAAGCAGCAGGAAUCUAAUGAUGGAUCAGGAAAGGACAAUUUCGCUGCCAUUGUUUUUGUCCAGGAGCGACACACUGCCGUCCUUCUUACUGUGGGUUCAAUUCAUUUUAUAUCCCAGGUUUUAGAAAGCCUUAAAAUUCCUCGCAAAAUCAUACUCAAAAUACGGAUAUAUGAAACCAGAACAUGUGAUUGGAAGACAAGGGACUGUCCUCAACAAUGAUGACGAUGUGAAAAUGGCCAAUAAAAGACAAGAGGCAAUAAUCAAGAGGUUCAGGCACGGGGAAGUUAAUAUCCUGGUCUCAACAAGCGUUCUUGAAGAGGGGAUUGAUCUGAAAUCUUGCAACUGCGUAGUCAGAUUUGCGCCUCCGAACUCUUUCAAGUCAUAUAUCCAAGUAAGUUGACUGACUGUUAUGAUCAACUCGUUUCAGUCCAGAGGCAGAGCUCGGGCCAAGAAAGCCAUGUAUGCUGUCAUCUGUCCUGAAUCAGAGUGUCGUACGAUAAAGGAAAGGUUAGAUCGGUAUAACGAGGUUGAGAACUUGCUCAUGUCCUAUUGGCCUCCUUCUGAAUCAGAGAUUGACAGCACGAUGUUGAUGGUGGAUGAGAGCGAGGAAUAUGUCGUGGAGUCAACGGGUGCUCGCGUUACUUACUCGUCGGCCGUCUCGCAUAUCAACAGAUAUUGUUCCAAACUGCCAUCAGAUAUCUUUACACGACUUGUUCCUCAAUUGAAUAUUAUUCCGGUCGAAUAUGGCAAUCGGAAUUUGUACAAGGCCGAGUUGUUGUUGCCCAUCAAUGCGCCCGUGAAGCAUGCUAUCAGGACGGAGAGGGCAUUGCCUUCAGCUGGAUUAGCGAAGAUGGCUGUGGCAUUGGAGGUAUGCUGCCAGCCCUUAAGUCGUAAUCUCGUCGUCGUUUCAGGCAGUCAAAGUUUUGCACAAGAAGGGAGAAUUGACCGAUCAUUUGUAUCCAGCUGGAAAGGAUGUGAUUGUGGAUAAAACUGCUUUGCCCGAAGAUCUUUUGAGUGAAGUGUUCGCCGAACAUCAGAAUCUGAGUAUUAUUGGUCACAAUAUCAAAAGUAGAAGAUUACACAACAGGAAGAGUUCUAGUAAAAUGAAGGGAGUUCUAGUGUCUCCGGAGAAACAGGCAUAUGUAUAUAUAAUCGACAUAAAAUUAACCGAUCCUAUCAGAGAAGAAGACAAUAUUAAGAGAAGGAAAAUCAUCAAUCCCCAUGAAGAGGACUUUGCAUUCGGAUUUUUAUGCACGACUGAACUGCCACCGGCAAGUUGACACAAGGCAUGGUAAACUUUUUUCAGGUAACGCCAUUCCCUGUGGCAAUGCGACAAGGGAUGACCAGAGUAUCUUUCAUCCGGACCACACAGAAGAAAUCGUUCUCUGUUGACACAUUGAGGAAAAUAUACGACUUUCAUCAACAUGUUUUUGACGACAUUCUUAGAGUUGUGAAGAGCGCUGUUGAAUUCAAUCCGGAAGAAUCAAACAUUCCUUUACUGGUGGUACCUAUUAUAAAGCGUAGGGUUGUUAAUAAGAUUAUAAUGUUUAUAUUUCAGAGAGAAAUACAGAUGGUAAUGUUACUGACUGCAUUUUGAAUGUUGAGUUGCUGGAGAAAGAGUUUAACAAACAACUAGGAAAACCUUCGUUGGAAGAACGUCAGAAGAUGACUUUUGAGAAGGAAAAGUAUGAGGAUGCAGUAGUCAGUCCGUGGUAUCGUGUGAAUGAACACCCCUCCUACUACUACGUUGCAAGAGUAAGACGUCCUUCUGAUUUAAAAAAAAAACUUUAUUCUAGCUUGCUUCGGAAAGCAACCCUGGUUCGAAGUUUCCGGAUGAAAAAUAUCCAAACUUUAAUGAAUACUAUAAACUAAAAUACGACAUUGCUAUUAUUCAUCAAGAUCAGCCCCUUCUUGAAGUGGACCGAGCUUCGGAGCGAAUGAAUCUCAUCUUCCCUCGUCACGUCAGUUCUCGAGCCAGGAAACAGGCCUAUGAUCCAACUCAACAGCAAGUACUGGUUCCCGAACUCGUCCAUGUUCAUCCGCUUUCGGCCAAUUACUGGACUAUGAUCAUCGCUUUACCAACCAUAUUCUAUCGUCUGAAUCAGUUCCUUUUGAUUGAGGAGCUCAGAGAACGGAUUUUGGAGCAAGCUUUCCGAAAACCGAUUAUUCCUUACGAUCAGUAUAACUGGGACAAUCACCCCUUGGAAUACGAUUGUAAUAGCAUUCAUUCGAUGACACAACUGAAACAAAGGAAGGAAAUAAUGUCGACAUCUUCUGUUCCGGCCACGGAGCUUGAGGAAUACACGGACGAAACAUCACAGGACGACGAGUCUGGCUUUGACAUUGGAGUCUGGGAUCCAAAGGACGCCAAAGAAUAUCAACCAGUCGACUUGAUCCUAUCUGCCAAUGGGAAUGCCGGAAGUGUGGAGAGAAUCAACGAAGAGGUUACGGUCAGUCGAAAAAACAUUGAUCUGGAUGGAUCUGACGCUGAAGCCGAGGAAUAUGAAAUUAUCACCGACUUCAAACUUAAUGGAAUUGCUCCUCAGAAUCUGGAUUUAUUCACCCCACGAUCAGAUAUUGUGGAAGCUUCUGACGUUUUCGGAUGGGACUCUGUGGGCACUGUUCACGGCAAUGGAUGCCUCUCGAUUAUAUCCGAACCGAAAACUGGGUCCUCCAUAAACAUGGAGAAGCUGAACAAUGAUCUUUUGAGUGUACUCUCAAGUCCUGAUCCAAUAAUUGUUCAAAACGAAAAUCAAUCUGUAAGUCUAAUCCUAAUUGCAGUUAUUAUAGAUCAUUGUUUCUUAGGAAACUGGCCCUGAAAAGAAGAAGGCUAAGGUGUCUGAUGUCGUGGAAGAGACGUCGAAAGAGGAUGAAUCCUUGCCUCGGGAGUUAUACGAAAAGUUACCAGCGGUUCCUGUUUCACUUCCUCAAAACUUUAAAGCGCUUAAUCCAUCAAGACCUCAUGGAUUAUGUGUUACUGACUCUGAUUUUGACGACUAUAUAAAUGGACAGGUAGAAUGUUAAAAGAAUCUACUCUAUCCUGAUUUUAGUGGGAGUGUAAAGCACCGGAGUUGUCACAAAAUUUUGUCUUUGAACAGGAUUUCCUUGACCAAAAACCAGAAGGUGUUCCACCAGCUCUGAUGCUUCAGGCUGUCACCACGGCUAGCGCAUCGGAUGGUGUAAAUCUGGAGAGGUUGGAAACUAUUGGAGACUCAUUCCUCAAGAUGGCUGUUACAAUCUACCUCUUCAAUGAACAUGCAGAUCAUCACGAAGGUCGCCUGAGUUUCUCUCGAUCGAAAGAGGUCUCAAAUGCUAAUCUCUGGUUGAAAGGGUACUCAAAAGGCAUACAUUCCAUCAUGGAAACUGCCAAGUUUGAUCCCAAUGUCAGCUGGCUUCCUCCCUGUUACCGGUGUGAAGCCGUUUUUCAUGCAAACGGAUGGCUGAAGAAUGAUGAGAAUACUGUAGGUAAACGAGCGAUAUGAUGUAAUUUUCAGAACAACGAAGAGACGGCGUGGGACGAUAAUGAAACGGACCAAACCUUUAAGGAAGUCGAUGGGGUCCAAACAAUUGAUCUGAAGAAAGUAAGAAAACUUCUUGGUGGCUGACUUUAUCGUAGAUUACUCCUGGGCCGGAUGAGACAUUCCCAUAUAACCCGAUGACGCAACAAUGCAUAAACGACAAAAGUGUAGCUGAUGCAGUCGAAGCUUUAAUUGGUGCCCAUUUAAUCUCUCUCGGACCUAGAGCAGCUUUACAAUUUAUGGAAUGGCUGGGCCUCAAGGUAUUGGUAGAACCUCCCAUUCCGGCUUCUCCUAUCCUCAGAUUCGGUGAUUCGGAAGAAGACGUAAGUCUUCUACAGAUUUGUUAAGAAAUCUUAUAGCCAAACGCAUCGAAACGGGAAGUGGUCGAGUUAUACAAAUGCAAUCAGUUCGAGAAGGUUGAGAAGACGAUAAAUUACACUUUUGCCAAUAAGGCUUUCCUGGUCCAGGCAUUCACUCAUGCUUCUUAUUUCAAAGGACGAGCUACUGGAUGUUAUCAGAGACUGGAAUUCUUAGGAGAUGCGGUCCUGGACUACAUGAUAACGAGAUAUCUCUUCGAACAUCCAGAUAAAUUUGCUCCCGGAGUUCUGACAGAUCUGAGGUCGGCCCUUGUCAACAACACCAUUUUUGCGUCAUUGGCUGUGAAGUACGAAUUUCACAAGGUAACUUUUAAUGUGCUUAUAAUGCUGCUUAGCUGUUCUUGAAUUACUCUCCGUCCUUGGCGAAGAAGAUUGAGUCGUUUGUGAAGAGCUGCGGAACGAAUUCCAUCUUCAACUGUCCAAAUUUCAAUGAUGAGGUAUGAGAGAUGCAGCGUAAUUGUUAUCCCGUUUAGUUGUUCAAAGUAACAGAAGAGGAGAUUGAAGACGGUCAAGAAGAGGAAGUAGAAGUACCCAAAGCACUAGGCGACAUUUUUGAAUCCCUUGCCGGCGCGGUUUAUUUGGUAAGCACUGCAGUUAUAUUAAUACUACCCCUUCAGGACUGUAACCGGGAUCUUGACGUUGUUUGGAGGGUUUAUUACAAUCUGAUGGCAGCAUUAAUUGAGCAGUGUUGCCGUGAUCCUCCACAGUCACCAAUCAGGGAACUUUAUGAAAUGAAGGAUGUUCACGCUAGCUUCUCGUAAGUCGUCUCACAUGCUGUCAUUACUAUCAUAUUUUUAUAGAAAAUUAGAAAGGAUAAUUGAAAAGAAUAAAGUAAGAUGUACAGUCGAAGUUGGAGACAAGCUUGUCUUCCAUGGCAUGGGAAGAGGAUACAAGAUUGCCAAAGCCACUGCCGCUAAACGGGCGUUAGUAUACCUGAAGAAGAUGAAGGCCCAGAAAGAGAAGAAGUGA
Messenger RNA from Bursaphelenchus xylophilus (pine wood nematode), 6224 nucleotides. The record is from the annotation of a GenBank genome assembly. NCBI's taxonomy places the organism in Eukaryota, Metazoa, Nematoda, Chromadorea, Rhabditida, Aphelenchoididae.